AUGACAGAAGCAAAUGCUGUUAGCCCUGGACCUGGUGCUCGUGUUCAAGUGAGUGUUCGUAUUUGUCCUCCUCGAGAAAGUGAAAAGGUGGUUUUACGGAGUGUUCCUGAUGACAAAAAAGCUGUUAUGGUUGACCAUGGGGGGAGUAAGACUGUGGAUGUAUUUAAAUUUGAUCGUGUAUUUACCGGACCUCAGGAUGAGUUGUACGAUGAGAUUGGAAGACCGAUGUUGAAGGAAGCUUUUGGCGGAUUUAACGUCUGUUUAUUUGCGUAUGGUCAAACAGGAAGUGGGAAGACGCACAGUCUUUUUGGGGACUUGAACAGCAAAGAGAAUUGUGGUAUAGCUCCACGUUUUGUACAAGAGAUGAUUGAAGAGGCACAGCGACGUGUAGAAACCGAUAGUGGGGCAACAAUUAAGUUCUUCGUAACUAUGGUCGAAGUGUACAUGGAAAAGGUACGUGAUCUCUUAGCACCGCGAGUGCGGGGACAGGAGCCAGAGUCCCUUGAGAUUCAUGAGGAUAACCAACGUCGCGUUUAUGUUAAGGGAGCUGGUGUCCACCCUGUACUAACUUUAGAACGCAUGCUUGAACUACUAAAAAUAGGUAAUGCAAACCGUCAGACAGGGGAAACAAAGAUGAACGAGACUAGUUCGCGAUCACAUGCCGUUAUUCAAAUUACCAUUUCGCAGAAGUACGAGUCUUUGGAGAUGAGAGAUGUGGAAAGUGUGGUUUUGUUAGUUGACCUUGCUGGUAGUGAGCGUCAGAGCAAGACUGAAUCCACAGGAAUUGCAUUUGAAGAGGCCAAAAAGAUCAAUCAAUCUUUGCUAAUGCUUGGUCGGGCACUAAAUUCAUUCAGUGAUAGGAAAGGAGGUGAUGCCUUUAUAUCGUUACGUGCCUCGAAGUUAACACGAAUACUUUCAGAGAGUUUUGGUGGUAACAGUAAGACUUGGAUGCUUGCCACUGUAUCUCCUACAGCAUAUAAUUUGACGGAAACUAUCUCCACAUUGGAAUACGCUCAAAAUGCUAUGGCUAUCACCAAUAAGGCUAAGGUAAAUAAAUUGGCAAGAAAUUUGGAAUUUGAUGAACUUCAAAAAGCUUCGUGGCUUUUACAAGUUCGACUGGAUGAUGAAACGAGGAGUAUUGCUGAAUUGGAUGCUCAGAGAAAUGCGUUGCUUGAAGAAAUAGAAUCAAUGAAAAAUGUGUUAACAGUUUCUAGUAGUUCUAAAAUUGAAGAGGAAGUAAAAAAUGCCCUGGAAGAGAGAGAAAAUUUAUUGCGUAUGCUUAGGAAAGCAUUGGAGGCGCAAAAUAGAAAGUCUGGAUCACCAGCUCCGCUUGUAUGUUUUUCUGGUACCUGCAAAACCUCCUUGGCGAAUAUACCAUUUGGAUCCUAUGAAGUGACAACUCUACCUGUACCAUGUUAUAAUUUGGCAGGACCUCCUCCUCUUCUGGUUUGUCGUAUUCAUCUGUAUUUAACAGCAGAAAAAAAUGUGGCAGUACUUGUUCGUCUUCAAGAGUUACAGCACCUCCCAGAUUAUGUUACAGGGGGUGUUCAAGUUACUAUGUGGUUUGACGGGAAUGCCUCUAGUUCUGUACAAACACCCAUUGUAAAACCGAAGAGUGGAAACCCACAGUUUUCACUUAAACAGACAUAUCUCUUUGGGCCAUUAACAGAUGAUCUUCAACAAUUUUUUCAGUUGGAUGUAUUGUACUUUCGCGUUGAAGGAAUAAUAUCAGAGAGCGCUUAUAUCUAUCCGCCGAGGAACGAGUCGUCAGUGGUAGAAGUAUUUUCGUAG
Trypanosoma theileri is the source of this 1791-nucleotide messenger RNA. RefSeq names its product kinesin. Gene Ontology annotation, biological process: microtubule-based movement. Gene Ontology annotation, molecular function: microtubule binding; ATP hydrolysis activity; ATP binding. Lineage: Eukaryota; Euglenozoa; Kinetoplastea; Trypanosomatida; Trypanosomatidae. Gene Ontology annotation, cellular component: kinesin complex; microtubule. The transcript has a single exon. The record is from RefSeq and is a predicted model, not a curated record. Bases 1 to 1791 code for a protein of 596 amino acids.